UACGAGUCCCGCGGCCGCUGGGUGUUGUGUCUGCGUGUGAAUCACGAGAGAAGCGACGUGAAACACAACGGAAACGGUUUUUUUUGUUGUUGUAUUUGGAAAACAUGGAGGUCAGCGCCGAGGCCAAGAGGAUCAUGGUCGUGGCUCUGGGGAAACUGUACAGCUCCCGCAGCCAGAGAGGAGGUCUCCGCCUGCACCGGAGCCUCCUGCUCACCCUGGUCAUGAAGUCCGCCCGGGACAUCUACCACGAGGCCCAGGCGACCGCGGAGGGUGUCGAGCCGGGAUGCGAACAACAACAGCCCGAGGCGGCGGCGGCGGAGGCUCAAGGGAACACGGAGUCCCCUUGUGGGGAGCUCCGGGGUCCCGCUUCGCUCCGGACUUUACCUCGCGAGGAGGUCGUCGUUUCCCGCAAGGAGGACAAGGAGAACCGGUGCCCGAGCGUCACUGUCCCGGCACAACCGUCGAGGAAGAGACGCGGCAAAGCGGCCGUCGAGCCGGACUUCCUCCCGUGUAAGAAAGCGAAACUGGAGCAGGCGAGCUGCCCCCAACAGCUGCUCAUGAGCCCGGUUCUCAUGGACUAUGUGAACUGCAGCGGCCUGGGAGCGCACCCGGCCCCCAUGACCAUACACAGAGCCAUAGCAGCGUGUUGAAACCCUGAAACAGGGGGGAUGUGAACUUUUCCCACAGGGCCCACAGGAGCCUGAACGCACCCGACAGCGGGCCAGGACCCCGGGGGGGGGUCACACGGAUGAACACCGCGGGGGAUGGUGGAUCCCGGAGAGUCCCCCGGGCCCGGACGUGACUCCGAACAAGCCGGGACAUGCUCCAGGAAUCCCGGGAGCGGCUGAUGAGACGUCCUCAGUGGCUCUGCGAUCUGCAGGAGCUCAGCUGGAGCGUUGCUUCACCCGGACCAGGCUCUAAAACGGCCUUUAUGGACAAUACUGAACUUUACACGAACAUCUGUACGGGCACUUUAAACUCUACUAGAUGUGUUGUUGUACGAGUGUGUUGUGUUGAGGCCUUCGUGCUGACUGAAGAUGGCAAAUGUGUACAAAACCAUUCAAUGACUGCAACUACCUCAGUAUUUAUUAAACCUUUUCUACUUAACAGUGAAA
Hippoglossus stenolepis (Pacific halibut) is the source of this 1115-nucleotide messenger RNA. RefSeq names its product immediate early response 2a (gene ier2a). NCBI's taxonomy places the organism in Eukaryota, Metazoa, Chordata, Actinopteri, Pleuronectiformes, Pleuronectidae. The coding region runs from base 105 to 650 and encodes 181 amino acids. The record is from RefSeq and is a predicted model, not a curated record. The transcript has a single exon.